ACUUAGUAGGACAAAAACAGAGUAUUUGGAAUGUUCAUUUAAAGAUGGAGCUACUACAAAUAAAAUGGUAUCUUUGGAUGGUGAAAUGAUUGUAAAAAGCAAUAGUUUUAAGUACCUAGGAUCGGUAUUACAGAGUAAUGGAGAAAUAGAUGGAGAUGCAUGCAGUAGAAUUAGGGCUGGAUGGAUGAAGUGGAAAGAAGCGAGUGGUGUGUUGUGUGACAGAAAAAUUCCAAUGAAGCUGAAGGGAAAAUUCUAUAAAACAGCCAUAAGACCAGCUAUGAUGUACGGAACUGAAUGUUGGGCAGUGAAAAAGAAAGAGGAACAGCGAAUGCAUGUGGCGGAAAUGAGAAUGCUUAGAUGGAUGAGUGGAGUGACAAAGAAGGAUAAAAUUAGAAAUGAGUAUAUUAGGGGAAGUCUAGGUGUGGCACCAAUUGAUGCCAAAAUGAGAGAGCAUAGGUUAAGAUGGUUUGGUCAUGUUCAACGUCGAGACGUUAACCACCCAAUACGAAGAAUAGCUGAAGUGCAGAUUCCUGGAAGGAGUAGGAGAGGAAGACCAAAGAAGAGCUGGGGGGAGACGAUAAGGCAGGACAUGUUGGUAAAGGGGAUUAAUAUUGAUAUGACUCAGGAUAGAAGUGUGUGGAGAAAUGCAAUUAGGGAAGCCGACCCCGCAUAGGGAUAAGGCACAGAGAAUGAUGAUGGUGUCUCGAGUCUACAAUAACAUGAUCUAUCAUAUUUACUGUCAUUCCAUCUGGGGACUUCCAGGUACCCUUGUGUAUAUCUUUGCGAGCGAAGUAUGUGCUAGCAAUCACCAUGUUAAGUGAUCUUGCUAGGUUUAUUAACCUAUUGCCAUUGUCAUUUGAUUGCUCAUGGAGACUGUGCCUACCUAUUGUGGGUUGGAAUUGCUGUUCUCUUCCAACUUUGGCGUUUAGGUCUCCAUAGAUUAUUUUUAUAUCAUUUUUUGGGCAUGACUGAUAUGCGGACUCUAGUUCAUCAUAAAACUCUUCUUUAGUUUCAUCUUCUUUUUCUUCUGUCGGGGCAUGCGCAUUAAUUAGACUGUAAUUAAAGAAUGUUUAUUAUUCAUAUAUUUAGAAUAUAUGAACUGUUCUAUUUUGAUGUCGUUUGUAUCUCCUUCAUUUGUUUUAACUUUUGCUGUGGAAUCUUUCAUUGUCAUUCCAGUCAGUCUUAUUAAUUUGGCAGGUAUUUCCAUUUUUUUUUUCAUUUCCUCUAAUAGUUGUUGUUGUUGUCUGUAUAUGCUGUUGAAAGCCUAUAGAAAGUCGAUAAAUCGUAUGUGUAAUUAUAUGUCAUGUUCAUAGCUUUUUUCAUUUGUUUGUGAUAGUACAUGUAUUACAUCUAUUGGUGAUCUUCCUUUUCUAAAGCCCUGUUGAUAUGGUCCUAUAUUUUUUCUGUGUAUUGAUUUAGAUGGUUUCUUGUAAUUCUGGUCAAGAUCUUAUAUGUUGUACCUAUUUAGUAACAUAAUUGCUCUGUAGUUGCAGCACUUAGUCGGAUCCCCUUUCUUAAAGAUUGGUGUGAUAUGUUCGUUUUUCCGUUUUAUGGACAUGCUUUUCUUCCAAAUUGUGCAAUUGGAAGGAUGUUAAUUGUAACCAUUAACUUGCAUUUGCUUCGUGAGCUCCUCUCCUCUGUUGUUGAUGAUAUAUGGCCCUGGCGUUUUGUUACUUUUAGUUGCCAUGAAUUCCUGAAGUCUUCUUCUUCAUCUCAAUUAUCUGCACAUUAUAUUUGGUGUAUUUUUCUGUUGAAAUUCGCACAGUGUGAUAGUGGUAAAGUGUUAUCUAAAUAAAUCCCUCUUGUUCCAUUGGUUAAAUGCACAUCUUAGGUGUUUGUUUAUUAUCGUUUUUCUGAAUAGCUUAUAUAAGUAAAUGAGAUAAUAGUAUAAAGGAAUAUAGACACAUAUAUCAGUCUCGUCUAUAUUCCUUGCUUAUAAUUUAGGAGUAUUCGUAAU
Diabrotica virgifera virgifera (western corn rootworm) is the source of this 1957-nucleotide messenger RNA. RefSeq lists its product as uncharacterized. Bases 65 to 673 code for a protein of 202 amino acids. The record is from RefSeq and is a predicted model, not a curated record. The transcript has a single exon. NCBI's taxonomy places the organism in Eukaryota, Metazoa, Arthropoda, Insecta, Coleoptera, Chrysomelidae.